CAUACUGAUUGGUUUCUUUAACUUCAUUAAAUGUUGUCGUGUGUUUAAAGGCUCCUUUUCUGUUUCCAAACAGGCAGCAACAUAAUCGCUUGGAUUAGCAACAAGAUGAAGACAACCACAGAAGAGGCUGAGGCGUUUGGCACCAUGCUAGUGGCCUAUGGCUACAUCUACCCCCUGCAGAACCAUAAGAAGCUGGUGAUGUGCAAUGACAGCAGCCUUUACCGCUUCCAGACCCCCUACUUCUGGCCGACGCAGCAAUGGGUUCCAGACGACUCUGAUUACGCCAUUUAUCUGGCAAAGAGGAACAUCCGCAAGAAAGGCAUGCUGGAACCCUAUGAGCAGGCUCAUUAUAACCACCUGCAUGAAUGGCUGAACCAUAAAUGGGACUUCAUCGUAAUGCAGGCAACAGAGCAGUACAAGGCAGUUAGAGACCGGAACAAGGCAGACCGGGUGGUGAUGGACUGCCAGGAGAGAGCCUACUGGAUGGUGAACAGGCCUCCGGCGGAUGGUGAGAACCUGGCCUUCUGGGAAGCAGCUGAGGAACUGAAGUGGGGCACCGCCUCUUCCAUGUCAGCAAAGGCUGAGACCAUCUUUAAGACCUUUCUGGCGCCGGGGGCCCCUCGCUGGAUCAACAUCGAUGGGCGGACCAUGGGGCUGACAGUGAAAGGUCUGGAACAUCCUCACCGCUAUGUCCUGGAGGCGGCGCAGACACACGUCUUCAUGCUCAUGAAGAAGGACACCUUCUUCCGUUACCUCAAGUCACCAACCUACAAGGAGAUCCAGAAGAAGGCCCUGAACCCUGAAGCCCAUAACUUCAGUCCAGCCCAGCUAGAGGAAAACGCUCGGAACCGGAGCGCCGGCAUCCAUCCCAUCAUCCUGUGGCAGCAGGAGGAGGAGGAGAAGGCCAAGGCCGCCGUUGCAGCGGCUCCAGUCGACGUCAAGGCUGUGAUGAGCAAAAUAGACAGGAAGAAGUAGAGAAAAGUGAUCCUGAAUUAGGUGGAACCAGGAACCAGAGCUGCUGUAGGGUCUGAGUUCUGCUUAGCAAAGAUUCCCCGUUCCCAUAAUGAGACAUAAAAUGUUUGACCUGAGGAGGUUUAGGUGAAGGUGCUUCAUGCAGAGCGCUGCACAGACCCAACAAAACGAUACGACUGGUGAAACAUCACAGCGCAAACUUCACUGUAUUUAAGUCACAAAAUGAAAAAAUGGCAAAUCUAGAACAGAUUCUCUAUAGAACCACAGAUCCAGAACUGAACAAC
Cyprinodon variegatus (sheepshead minnow) is the source of this 1256-nucleotide messenger RNA. Its product is annotated as regulator of G-protein signaling 9-like. The transcript has 11 exons. NCBI's taxonomy places the organism in Eukaryota, Metazoa, Chordata, Actinopteri, Cyprinodontiformes, Cyprinodontidae. Gene Ontology annotation, biological process: regulation of G protein-coupled receptor signaling pathway. The coding region runs from base 106 to 975 and encodes 289 amino acids. The record is from RefSeq and is a predicted model, not a curated record.